Messenger RNA from Talaromyces proteolyticus, 2109 nucleotides. RefSeq lists its product as uncharacterized. The record is from RefSeq and is a predicted model, not a curated record. Lineage: Eukaryota; Fungi; Ascomycota; Eurotiomycetes; Eurotiales; Trichocomaceae. Gene Ontology annotation, molecular function: protein binding. Bases 1 to 2109 code for a protein of 702 amino acids. The transcript has 3 exons.
AUGACGGCCGUCAAUAGCAACAUGUUCGACGCCAGCGUGCGAACAGACCAGCGCGCCGGCGCCACCAUGAUACUGGCUUUGCCCUUGAACCUGAUUGCUCACAUCGUCUCCUACAUCGAGGAACCGGGCGAUCUUGCCCGCAUCUGCCGUACAUGCCGCUUGUUCAAUUACAUGGCGCUCCCACAUCUCUAUCGCAACAUCUCUCUUACCUCGUACGAACGGAUUCGCUAUCGAAACGAACAGCCAGAAGGAUGGGGCAGUGCAAGUCCAUUUCUCAUGGGCCUCAACUGCAUAGUCACCAAACCUCAAGCGUCGUUCAUCUACUCGUUGACUCUACGCGGCGACUGGAAGGAGCCCGAGCUGGAAGAACACUCGAGGGUAGGCCGAGUGCCGGACUCAGCCAUGGUCCUCAACAUUGCCGUGCGAGCUGCCAUUGAUCGCGCUACUGAUAUGAAAGAAUUCAACUGGGAACUGAAUACCAAAUUGCUGGAGACAGCAUAUCUGGGCCUAUCUCAACUACCAAAGCUGACAUCACUAUCCAUUCGAUUCCCUACAAGUCGACACCCGCGCCCCAUCUACGUGAUCCCGGCUAUGCCAUAUUUGCGUACUUUUAAGGUGACCGACAUUGAUCCGCUGUGCUACCCAGACGACAUCUCGACCCUCUUGGCAAAGUCUCGUCGGUUGCGAAAUCUGACCAUGCAUUGGUCGCCGCGCAUGCGAGAGCUUCAGGAGCCAAGCGUGGUUGCUCACGAUUACUUCCGCGAGUCCAUCUCCUCCAAUUCGCCGAUGAAAUUAAAAAAGGUCGCGUUCUACAAUUUCUACGCCCGAAACACUUUCGAUAUGUCUCAAGCAUUUGAUGAAGGGUACCUGGAGGAGAUGACAACUCUCAAUAACUCGUACGCUGAAGAUUCAUAUUUGUCAUUCGUCGACCGGACCUGGUUGCUAGCUAAGCCGCCAUCGAAUUCAACCUGGAAGUCUGUCAGACAUGACAAUAUAACAAAGGAGUUUUGCGAAUUUUUAUCGACACUAACAAACUUGGAGAGGCUAUAUUUUGUCAACCCCUCGCGAGGUUUGGCUGAAACAAUACAAAGUCCUCGGCAGUCAAGUGCUGCAACACCAACGAUUCACAUGGCCAACGGCACCAAUCCAAACUCUGCCAUGGCUGCAUUAGCCCGGACAGGGUCUCCGUCUUCUUCCCCUCGGUCCCCUUCGACUAAUGCGAGCCCGCUUAUCCAACUACGUGACACUUACUUGCUACCCAUUCUCACAAAUACCGGUGCUACUUUGCGUCAUCUUCUUCUUCCAACUCGCUGGCCACUCUCAUCUACUCUUAUAGCUCGCAUAGUGCGUGACUGCCCUAAUUUAGAGCAGCUUGCGUUUGCCCCUGAAAUAUCCGCCCUGGAUGCCUUCCAGUUGCUCAGUCCAUUCCUACGGAAGCUAGUGGCGAUGCGGAUCCUAUUUUCACCCGCGGAAAAGUCUGCUAUAAUUCCAACACAGAAUGUUUCAAAUGACGACAACUCACCAGCCCUUAUCCUAACCCUAUCUGAGUUGGCUGCCCUCGAUGAGCGUCUGCAUCUAGAAAAGGUCAGUACCAUACUGGCCGAUAAGCAGAUACAUAGCAAAAUGCAGAUCGUUGGACUGGGAACAAAAGGCAUUUUACUAGAAGACUUCUAUCACAUCCCAGCAGAUGAGACUACUCCCGAUGCGCUUGGCGUGAAUCCAGAAGACUAUCGACGAGAACCGAUGUCUGGUCCGAUGUCGGGUCCGAUGUUGUACCCUGUGGCCUCUAACGCAGGCGCUCCGACUAAUGGCCGCUCUUCUCGCAGCAUGCAGCCUCCUCGGUCUUCAAAUAAUCAUACUCCCAGCUCAUCGCUUGCUCCGCCGAGGUCUGCCUUGGGAAAACGACCUCGAGAGGAGGCCACACCUCCACGAUCAGCCGCUGAAUCUCCGCGCGAGUUCACCUUGGUUCUUGAAUCAGAUAAUGUAUACGAGACUCUUCCGUCUGGCGAGAGGAUUGCGUGGCGGCGACGCGUGCGGCUCGCUGACCCGGAAGUGCUCAAAAAAUGGGAAAUUUUUGCCCUUGACUCUCAGGAUUUCGAGCCAUCAUGA